Molecule: messenger RNA, 2619 nt
Organism: Xylona heveae TC161
Lineage: Eukaryota; Fungi; Ascomycota; Xylonomycetes; Xylonales; Xylonaceae
Product: DUF1760-domain-containing protein
Exons: 3
Coding region: 364-2379 (671 amino acids)
Biological process (GO): cellular response to oxidative stress
Cellular component (GO): cytoplasm
Source: RefSeq, a predicted model, not a curated record
CGCUGCGAGUGAACGCCCCCGAAACCUACAUGGACGUGAACGCGUGUGUGAGCAAAUAGAGGGGAUCCACAGCGGGAGAUGAUCUGCUUGCUCAAGUCACCACCCUCAGCUGCCUCAGCUUUAGCCCCCAACCUCCUCACUCCCUCACGAAAAGGAAGAAGUCUAGAUCAAUAUCUUUUGGGAGGCCUGCGAAUUCAAAAUCUUCUACAUUCGUUAUAUCGCAGUGACCUCUGACAACUAAAUUGAUUUUGCUUAUUUUGUCUAUCCCCCAUCAAGUAACUUGUUGCCGCCGUUACGUGCGCUUCAGCUGCCUCUUCCUAAGCCGUUUGUGCACAUUUGAUCCUCUCUUUUAGGUUGACGAUCAUGACUACCACCGCUCAACCUCCGGCUCCUCAUACCCAUGAGAAUCCUCUCUUGGCUGCACUUCCUCCGGCGACCGAUUAUCUUACCUAUAGCACUCUCAUUGAAUACAAUCUAACGCCUGAUCUCCUUCCCACUCUCCACGAUGUUCUCCAGACCCCCGAACUGGCGGCCAAUAUUGGUUGGGAUCUCAUUCAUAUACUAGUUCCCAUGCUUCCCGCUUCGGCUCAGUGUCUAGAGGACAUAGCACGAUUAGGAAACCCUCGUGAGGUCGUGCUAAAAGUCGCUGAAUCAUUACGUCAUAUCGACUUUGCCCAAGAUUCAGCAGAUGUGCGCUCAGAGGCAGAUCACACAGAAGACCAGGGGAGACAAACGUUACAGAAGGAAGCGCGGCCUAGCUCAGGAGGUGACGCUGCAGAGCUCUCCUUACCCGUUCUCCAAUUCAACACCUUAGUCUCUCUCCUCUCUAUCCUUCACCCAAGAAUCAAGACGAAAUACCCUAGCCGCUUCCUCUCCACGACAUUGCAAGCUCUGCUCGCCACCUACUCAGAAGCUCCAACAGCCGAGACUACCAAUGCCCUCUUGCUAUUCGUCAAGAGUAUUGCCGGCGAGCGGCGACCCAGCCUACCUCCGAGACUCAGCAGCGGCUCCAUCAUCACGUUGUCUUCUCAAUCUGCGGCGCCGGAAUCGGGAGCCCAACCAGAACCUAUCUCGAGAGAAGAGCAUGCCCUGCAAAACAGAUUACUUCAAUCAUUUGUCACUCACAUUAUGGAGGAAUACAUGAUGUCAACGGCAUCAGACAUGGACCACCCUGGUCUGGCUUGGGCUAGCCGAUUCCAAGAAAAGGCUCGGCCUGAGAAGGUCGUGCCAAAUCGGAAGACGUUUGGAGAACUAUUCUUGACUGCAGAGGAGCUGCGUGACCGAGAGACGACAGCCGGUCAGAUCACAGCGCUGGCACGAGACCUUGGUCUUCAUUCCUCUGAUUUACUUGCUGCUGCGCAGCAAGCUGACACGAAUGACCAUCUUCACUUUGAACAAGAAGAUGAACCACCCUCUGCACCUGAAGAGAUUCCUCUUUCCCGAGCCGGAUCGCUCUUCCUCCUAACAGCUCGGAAGGCGUCAGCCUACAUGUUUGGAUCUACGCCAUUCCAAGCCGAGCAAUUCUACAUCUUCCCCGACCAUGCAAAGCUUGUGGAGAGCUUUAUUGGUACCGAGGCUUUUGGUGGAAUGGGUGGUGCUGGCACCGAGCCAUUUCCGAUCCUCGACGCCCUUUUAGCUUUGGGAGUUCUCGCUGUCAACGGGGGACAUAUCGGCCAGGCCGAGAGCGACGACGAAUUCAACCAAUAUCUUCAGACCAUGUCUUUGAUUUCUGCCAACACACCGGCAUCAAGUUUGCGUUAUCACGCUCAUACCUUGACUGCCUUGGUGCUGCACUCACAUCCGUCUGACAUUAUUCGCCUCUCUUACAUUCGAGACACUCUCGAACACUGUCCGCUAGAGAACCUCAAAGUGAGCGCGGUAGGGUGGCUCAAGACCGAGACACUUUCCGCAUCCCAGCAUACGCAGCCCGAUGACGCAUCCCACACCUCAGAACCGUCUGUCUUUUCAACACCUGUCGCACUGGAUACGGCAGCGCCGUUCCUCUUCCCUGACUUGUCGGCUGAUUACCCUGGUGCGUCCACGCUCCAGGGAUCUCACCUUCUCGAGAAAUGGACGACUUUCCGACUCGACUUACCUUUCUACCUCGCCUCCUUGAACUUUUAUUAUCUUUUAUUGUCGGCAACCCAUUUGCAUGCGGCGCUAGACAUCUCCAACCUCCACUCUAACAACGAUAUUGGCGGGUCCUUCCUCGGCCCGCUACGAGAGGCCUCAAAGGUAUUCCAAGCCUCCCUGAAAGACGGGCCCUUGGCGCAAGAAGAAGGCAAGGACAGCGCACAAGCUAGUAUCCUCGAGCUCGAAAUUCUAGACGAGACACUCCACCGCGUCACUCAAGCGGUGGCUAAGCUGAAUGUCGAAUAAAUUGCCCUUGUCCGCGUAUAGGAGUACAUUGGAGAAAGGGGGACCAGACGUCAUGACUAUAAGGUUUUGAGUUAAUGACCAUACUUACGAGGCCGCAGGCGGAUUCCUCCUUUAUAUUGUAUCGCUGAAUCAAGAAUGCUUUUUUAUGUCCAUUCAAUCGUUGCUUUUAGAGAUUAUUACAUGCCAUAUGUUCGGAUAGUUUGCAAAUUAAAUAAAUUGUCCGAUCCGCAUAUCGCCCGU